AUGCUGAAGAACGGAACCAGUGGUCUCGCACCGGCGACGAUGAAUGCCACGUCACCCAUCACUCAACCCGCCGGCUCUCAACCCCUCAAGUCUGAUUGGCUUGUCCUUCCGGUCGGAUCUCAGUCUCAGGCUGCAGAUGGGACGGUUCUGUUGGAGGCGAGCUCUAUAGCUCAUCCCCUGCUCACGCGCCCUACGGCCUUGAUGGCAUCACUUAAUUACAUCCUCGGACGUCCUGGCUCCGUCACCUCGCACCCGGAGUCACUGCUCGCCGUGCUCGAGCUACUUGCUGCCAGGUCGACUCACAUCUUCACCAACCCUGACGACAAGGUCCUCCUCUCCUCCACUGCCGGCUCACUCUUCCCAGCAUCUCGAAGCCUCCUCACCACCCACUCGUCCUUCUUUGCCAACCUCUUCGCUAUUCCUCCUCCCCUUGACGUCACGGGAGAGCCACAGCCCAUCUCUCUCCCCUCGGCCAACCCCACCAGCCUCGCCCUCGUCCUCGCAGUCCUCGCCAUUCUCGGCCCUACACUCAAGUCGGACGCCACUCAAAAGCUCCUGAGGUCGGCAUUGGGCGCUUACCAACACUACUUCACCGCCAAAGACCUCGUCGGGAUCGGAGAAGCUCUGCACUUUGCCCAUGUGUACGACAUCUCCUCCUUCGGACGAGAAUUCAUCUGGCCGGUCCUCGUCCGAUUGCCCGAUCUCACUCCGGUCAUCGGGUUCGUCCUGACUGCUGUCAUCUCCCCCCGAACCCCCUCUCGCCAGCUCCCGUACAUCAAGCGCCUCUUCGAUACGGGUGCGACCGAGGUGCCCGCGGAGCUCGCCGCCAUCCUUCGGCUUCACGCUCCAGAGCACAUCGGGCGGUACCAAGCGUACUACGCUUCCCGUGUGCGGGCUCGCAAGAACCUCCGUAUUGCUCUCCGGUCCGGACAAGCCCUCACCGACGGCGGCGGCAACCAGUUCUCCCUCCGCUGCCAGGGCCAGCACCGGACCCAGGAGCCGGGCUUUCGGAACCGGUACGGGAACCCGGCAGGGCGUCCAGGCUGUUGUAAGGCCUUCAAGUCCAAGCGCGGCAGUCUCGGAUGGAAGGAUCUGCGGGAGAAGGCUGCGGAUGAUGUGUACGCCAAGGUGGUUGGUGACACGAGGGAGUGGCGGCAUAGCGAGAUUGUCAAGGUGAUUGAGCGGACGGUGCCGUGCCAGACGUGCGCGCGGCGUUUGGCAUCGACCUUCAUCUUGGCGAUUGAGCGGUAUCUCGAGGUGUACAUCUUGUCCCUCAUCACCAAGCUCAAGGGGCUCGCCAUCGCUCCCAAGUCCAAAGAAUCGGCCGAUACGCCUCCCUCAGAGAGUCUGGGUGAAACGUCUGGAGCAGCGGUCCAGGGUCUCAAUACAGUGAGUUCUGGACCGGACCUCAACCCCCUAUCUCCCCUCCAAACCGCAAUCACCACCAAAUCCGAGCCUACACCCGCCCAGAAUCCCACAAUUCUCGCCAACAUCACGCCCAAACCCAUCCCUAUCCAUGGCACCACCAUCCUCGUACCAGUCGCCCAGCUCUCCCCAGCCACCAAUGCCGCCGGCGCCGCGGGACCCUCUCUUCCCCUCAUACCUUCCUUCCUCGCUCUUGCCUCAAGCUCCCCUACCAAGAUCGCCCCCGACGACGAGAUCACCCUCCUAUCCUCGGAUGGCAUAAUCCACCCCACCUCCCGCUCGCUCCUCUCCACCUACUCCCCCUUCUUCGAGGGCAUGUUCUCCACCUGCUCCCCUUCCCCUUCCUCAUCCGACAAGCCGCAACCCCUCUCCCUCCCCUCGACCCCAUCCGCGGCGCUCGCACUCGUCCUCGCCGUGCUCGUUGUCGUCCGGGACAAGGAAGCCGCCGGCGCCCUCGACAAGACCAUCCUCCACUCUGAAGUGAUCAAGCACCAAUCGGCGCUGUCGGUGGCCGAUCUCCGUACGAUCGCCGAGGCGGUCGCGCUCUGCCGGAUAUACGAUAUCCCCAAAUUCGAGACCGCCUUUCUCUGGCCCGUCCUCGACAAGGUCGACCAUCCUCCCCUCAUCGCCUACACCCUCGCCGCCAUUACUCGUCCCCGGACCGAGCGGCGCCACUCGCUCUGGGCGGGAACGGCUCUCCGCUCAGGCAUCACCCGUCUGCCCCCAGACAUCACCACCCUUGCUCCUCGAUUUCGCUCCCCAGCACCAUCACAUCUUCAUUACCCUCCUCCCCCGCUAUCUCAAAUCUAUGGGCCGAUCACGGAUGGCGGAGGGGCCAACUUCGUCCAUAACUGCGGUUAUGGGUCGUCGGGGUGGAGGUAUUCCAAGAACCCCACUGGCAGAUGGCCUACGGCGCUUUCAUGGGAUGACGCCCGAGGUUUAGUGGCGGAUGCGGUACAUGCGCAGAUCAUCCAGCCGGGAGAUACCACGGAGAGCAGGACGGAGAUCCUCGCGAUCGUAAAGAAGGUGGUCGGAUGUGGGCGGUGCGCGAGGCGGUUGACCCAUAUGUGCGAUGUGCCGGUGCAGCGAUUCCGGUCGGUACCGUACGAGUAUACGCUUCGCCCCAGGUUCUGGUUACUCCCAUCCUGCUACCCUGAUAGAUUGGCUUAG
Dioszegia hungarica is the source of this 2595-nucleotide messenger RNA. RefSeq lists its product as uncharacterized. Gene Ontology annotation, molecular function: protein binding. The record is from RefSeq and is a predicted model, not a curated record. NCBI's taxonomy places the organism in Eukaryota, Fungi, Basidiomycota, Tremellomycetes, Tremellales, Bulleribasidiaceae. The transcript has 7 exons. Bases 1 to 2595 code for a protein of 864 amino acids.